GGCCGCAGGGCCUCCCGCUGCGGGCGGGCCCGCCUCGCCAGUCAGUGUCUCUGGGGGCCCAGCCGUUGGGACCUCGUAUCCUCCGGGUCCGGUGUUCAGGGUGGUCCCGCUCUGCCCCGUUUCAGCUCCACCUUCUCACCUCCACCCAUCCUGGGACCUGACCCUUUUUGGAAGUUUAAGGUGAACUUACUGUAGGCUCUCAUGUGUGAAUAUAAGUGUAGUGCAUCAUUACUGUAAAGACCUCACCAACUGAAAGUUACAGUUUUCACCAUCAGCUCACCUUAUAUCUUUUGGUCUGGUUCUUUUCCUCAAGGAGAAGAAACUUCUUUCUUUCAAGUUGCUUUUGUUGCAGAGUUAACCAAAUGGCCAAUAGUGGCUUUGGUAAACAAUGUGCAAAAUGCUCCAACUGUUCAUCUACUUCUAAGCAAGAUGAAUUUUAUGUAUGUGCCUGUAAAAGAAGGCCUUCUCCAAUCUCUGUGGUGGAAAUGUCCCAAGCAUCAAGCAUUGUCAGCUCAGAAUGUGUAGUUUCAUCAGAGAAAAACAAAGAAAACCAAUCCAGCACAGAUAAUGCCUCUGUGAAAGAUAUGCCCUCAAAAAGCAUCAAUGUGGAGAGAAAACCAUCUCAACAACAAUGGAGUCGGGGAAACAUUACAGAGGGAAAAGUUCCUCACAUAAGGAUAGACAAUGGAGCUGCUAUUCAGGAAAUCUAUACCUUUGGAAGAAUAUUGGGAAAAGGGAGCUUUGGAAUGGUCAUUGAAGCUACGGACAAGGAAACAGGAACUAAGUGGGCAAUUAAAAAAGUGAACAAAGACAAGGCCGGAAGCUCUGCUGUGAAGCUACUGGAACGGGAGGUGAACAUCCUGAAAAGUGUGAAACACGAACACAUCAUACAUCUGGAACAAGUGUUUGAGACGCCUAAGAAAAUGUACCUGGUGAUGGAGCUUUGUGAGGAUGGAGAACUCAAAGAAAUUCUGGAUAGGAAAGGGCAUUUCUCAGAGAACGAGACCAGGUGGAUCAUUCAGAGUCUCGCAUCAGCCAUAGCAUAUCUUCACAAUAAGGAUAUAGUACAUAGAGAUCUAAAACUGGAAAACAUAAUGGUCAAAAGCAGCUUUAUUGAUGAUAACAACGAAAUGAACUUAAACAUAAAGGUGACUGACUUUGGCUUAGCUGUGAAGAAGCAAGGCAGGAGUGAAGCCAUGCUGCAGACUACAUGUGGAACUCCUAUCUAUAUGGCCCCUGAAGUUAUCAAUGCCCAUGACUAUAGCCAGCAGUGUGACAUUUGGAGCAUAGGUGUCAUAAUGUACAUUCUAUUAUAUGGAGAACCACCCUUUCUGGCAAGCUCAGAAGAGAAGCUGUUUGAGCUAAUAAGAAAGGGAGAACUACAUUUUGAAGAUCCAGUCUGGGAUUCCAUAAGUGAUUGCGCUAAAAGUGUUUUGAAACAACUUAUGAAAGUAGACCCUGCUCACAGAAUCACAGCUAAGGAACUCCUAGAUAACCAGUGGUUAACAGGCAACAUACUUUCCUCAGCAAGACCAACCAAUGUGUUAGAAAUGAUGAAACAAUGGAAAAAUAACCCAGAAAGUGAUGAGGAAAACACAACAGAUCCAGUAAACAACUGCUCCAUUCAAGAAAGGUUGAAAGACUACCAACCCAGCGGACCCAGCAGAAAUGUCCAGGACACCAGUUGCACUUCAGAUGAAGAGGGGGAAAAACAGUCCACUGCUUAUGCAAAAGAAUUUCUUGCCACCAGUAAGAAGGAAAACGUGGACAACUUGGACACGAAGUAUGCAAGUUCCACAUACAGCAGAGACUUUCCAGCCAGACUCAGGGGAGAACCAGAGAAAUCCCCCGUGACAUCAAGCCAAGGACCAACAAUCAAAUACAUUGCUAAAUCCAAUGCUGUGCCUAAAACCAAAAAGAAACUCUAAGGUUCCCUUCACAGGUGAAUAGUACAAACACGGAGCUGCUCUUUUGAGCGCUAACGUGAGGAGACGGGAGGGGGAAAGGACAGGACUAUGUCAAGAGCUUUUGGCCUUUUAGCCCCACUGAGCCCUGCCAAGUGUUUGCACCAGUUUAACCUCAGAGCUAGGGAUCCUCAAGGCAGCCUGGUGUUAAAGGACAGCCACCAACAGGCUUGAUGGCAGGCUGUGGUUGCCUUCAACUCGAGGUUUUUAAGAGUUGUUUAGAGGAGCACAUGCCCUCAAAGCAAGGCGGUGGGCAUACUUGCUCAGUUUUACUUCAAAUUCUUGUAUUUAGGCACAAUUAUUUGUAGGAGAGGAUGAGAGCCAAAUAUGGUGAUGGAGGUCCCAAAUAAUUAUGUGCACUUCGCACUAGGAGAUUUUGUUAGGAAAUUACUAAUAAACUUGCCGUAGGCAUAACAGCAGAAGUGCUUCAGCCAUUCACAUGUGUUCUUGUGAUUUUAGGUUGCUAUAGAUUAUUUAAGACAACUUAUUUUAGAUGUAGAAGAAUAGGAGAUUUUGUAACUGCUUGCUAUUAAGUUGCUGCUAAAUUCCCAAUAUAUUGAUUGAAUCAAUAAAAGACAGAUGUUACCCAUGCACGUUAA
This is a messenger RNA of Hyaena hyaena (striped hyena), 2563 nucleotides long. It is a transcript of the gene STK33, whose product is annotated as serine/threonine kinase 33. The transcript has 13 exons. Gene Ontology annotation, biological process: protein phosphorylation; mitotic DNA damage checkpoint signaling. Gene Ontology annotation, cellular component: nucleus; cytoplasm. The record is from RefSeq and is a predicted model, not a curated record. Gene Ontology annotation, molecular function: protein serine/threonine kinase activity; ATP binding. Lineage: Eukaryota; Metazoa; Chordata; Mammalia; Carnivora; Hyaenidae. Bases 363 to 1928 code for a protein of 521 amino acids.